UAUUUUAGGCAUGCUCUGGUAUUGAAGAUGUGGGUGAGGCUUUUAUGCAUUUGGAAGCAGCCAACUGGAACAUGUUGGAGGCUCUGCAGAUGGUGAUGCCUCAGGAGGCAACUCCUGCCAUACCUGCACCAUUACCACCUCUACAGUCUAUAUCACAGCCAGAAGUUAUAAGUGUAGAUUCAUCUCCUGAAUUGUUGAUACCACCUCCAAUUCCACCACUCCCAGCAGCUGUUGCCUCUACAUCAUCAGCAUUAUCUCAUUCCUCUUCCUCUAAUACUACCCCAGUCAUGGAUGUAAAUAUACAGGUUUUAUGUGAUGGGGCAUCAGAAGGAAGCUCUUUUCCACUAGAACUACCUAGCUCAACAUCCGUCAGUGAGCUCCGUACUAUGCUUCACCAGCUUGUUGGUAUUACUCCUUGUAACCAGAUCCUGGAGGGUUUUAAGAAGCCAGUUGAAGAUAGCACAGUCAUUACUCCUGCGCUCCUUCCUGAAUCCCGCACUCUUACCUUAAAUGCUCAAGCUGCAGUCACAUUUGAUAAAUUUUAUGAAAGAAUUAAUGGAGCACAUGAUGAUGACUACCUAUUACUAAUACAUGACGAAACUAAUAGUAAAGAUUAUAGCCUGAGGUUUCCAGGUAGUAAAAGAAUACGUGAAAUUAAGAAUGAUAUUCAUGACUUAACUAACAUAGCUGUGAGACAUCAACAGUGGACAGGUUGGCCUCCGAAUAUGGAUGAAGAAAAAGCUACUCUAACUUCAUCAGGAAUCUCAAAGCAACACCAUUUAACAGUGAGGAAGGUUUCCAAAGAUCGUACACCAAAAACUCAAAGAAAAGCAGCAAUGGAAGUUGGAGAUGAGAACAGUUCAGGUGAUGAAUUUGAGGAUGCGCCGGAGCUCCUUAACGAUGAUGAUGAUUUCUUGGAUAUGAUGGAUGUCCCUUCAGCAAAAAAAACACAAGCAUUAAACAUAGAUGAGGAGAUAAUGGGGGUCAUUCACUUCUCAGAGGAAUUUCGAAAUCGAUAUGGAAACUGCGUUCCUAUGUUUUUUCAAGGGUCACUUGAAGAAGCACUAAAAGAGUCUGUUCUACUCCCUGCAAAAAAUAGGAAAUUGUUAGCAGUUUAUUUACAUCAUGACGGUAGUGUCCUCUCCAAUGUUUUUUGCUCACAAGCACUCUGCCAGUUAUCAAUUGUAGAUUAUUUAUCAUCAAAUUUUGUUAUUUGGGGCUGGGAUCUUACACAUGAAACUAACAAAGCAAGGUUAUUGAAUCUUGUGUCAACACAUUUUGGCGCAAUGGCAGCAUCAACAGUUAGAAGUUUCAGUGUUGAUAAACUUCCUGCUCUUUUGGUCAUAACACGCACAAGAGGAAUGAUAGAAGUCUUAUCUGUUAUUCAUGGGAAUGGAGUACUAGAUGAAGUCAUGACAUCACUACUACAUGCUAUGGAAAUGUUUGAAGAACAGAGAGCCACUGAAGUUCAAGAGGAAGAAGCUAGAGAAGCAAGAGAGGCAGUAAAAGCAGAACAAGAUGCAGCAUACAUGGAAUCCCUGGCUGCUGAUAGAGCAAAGGCAGCAGCCAAAAAACAGGCAGAAAUGGCAGAAAAGCAGGAAAGGGAAAGAGUAGAGUCUCUGAAACAACAAGAAGAAGCAAUCAAAGAGGCUGUGAGAGCAUCGCUAGAAACUGAUAUCCCUGAUGAACCAAGUCCUGAUUGCUCAGAACCAGUUUCUACCCUAAGAUUUCGAAUUCCUGGCGGGGAAACGUUUACACGCAACUUUUUAGCCAAUACCAAUCUUCAGGUGCUGCUCAAUUUCCUUCAUGUUAAAGGAUAUCCUGCUGGUGAAUACAAGUGUCUUCAGUCUUGGCCACGCAGAGACAUAAGUUCGCUAGACACAUCCAAAACACUAAUGGAUUAUGCACUGUAUCCUCAAGAAACGCUGAAUUUAGAAGAACGAUGAGUAGGGAAAUUAGUCGGAUGGUGUGAACUAAGUGUUGUGGAAAUGCUGCUGACAGAGCAGUUGAUGUCACCAAAGCCACCUGUGAUCUGUUUUGGGGAGGGAGAUUAAAGGGGUUGAAUUAUUGGGUAGCCUCAAUCAUAUAAUGAUGAAGAAAGCCCAAUAUAAGUAUCCAUGUAUAAUUGCUUUAAAUUAAACAUUUUGAAUAAGACGUGGCUUUAUAUACUUACUAGCUAAUUACCGCUUAUUCAAAAAGCCUUUUACACCUUCAGAAUCCUUGUGCUAUUUUUGGAUAAUGCUGUGAAAUCCUAUCUUUUUCACCUGAUUAUUAUUAAUAUAGAAUAAAGUUCAUGAAAAUUUGUAAUCAUGUUUUGAAAAUUUUUUUACUGAGUGAUCAAGAUGUUCAGUUGUAAUACCUGGACAAGAAAAUACAGUAUAAAAGUGAUGUAUCUUAUGCACAUACCAGCAUGUUUUAAAUGCUGGUGUAAACAUUGCAUGGACCUUUUAUCUCCGGAAAUUGAGAGUAUAGUGAUUUAGAAUAAAUUGUAUGAAUUGA
This is a messenger RNA of Macrobrachium nipponense, 2499 nucleotides long. It is a transcript of the gene casp, whose product is annotated as FAS-associated factor 1-like. Gene Ontology annotation, molecular function: ubiquitin binding. Lineage: Eukaryota; Metazoa; Arthropoda; Malacostraca; Decapoda; Palaemonidae. The record is from RefSeq and is a predicted model, not a curated record. Gene Ontology annotation, cellular component: endoplasmic reticulum; nucleus.